Rattus rattus (black rat) is the source of this 1192-nucleotide messenger RNA. RefSeq names its product mannosidase beta like (gene Manbal). The transcript is spliced from 3 exons. Gene Ontology annotation, cellular component: membrane. NCBI's taxonomy places the organism in Eukaryota, Metazoa, Chordata, Mammalia, Rodentia, Muridae. Bases 188 to 445 code for a protein of 85 amino acids. The record is from RefSeq and is a predicted model, not a curated record.
CAGGAGGAGGACCGCGAGGAAACCGUGGCUCCGAUAAAGCCCGCUGAACGGAAUCUGCGGCUGUCCGGGGCACAUCGCUUCCGGGUCACAAGGGAUCACUUCCGGUGCGGCGGCACGGUGUUACCGGAGAACUUGGUUCUGGAGAGCAGUGAAUCUCAAGAGACCCCUGGCAGUGGUGCCUUGGGCCAUGGCCUCUGACCUGGACUUCUCGCCUCCCGAGGUGCCUGAGCCCACCUUCCUGGAGAACUUGCUGCGGUAUGGGCUCUUCCUGGGAGCCAUCUUCCAGCUCAUCUGUGUCCUGGCCAUCAUCGUACCCAUUCCCAAGUCCCAGGAGGCGGAGGCAGAGCCGUCUGAGCCCAGGAGUGCAGAGGUGCCCAAGAAGCCCAAGGCUCCCAUCCCUUCCACCAACAAGAGGCCAAAGAAGGAGACCAAAAAGAAGCGGUAGACUUAGAGGCCUGAGGAGUCAAGGCCCUAGCCUUGGGGACAGCCCUCCUGGGAACCAGCAUCCUGUUUGCUCUCAAAGACUGUCUCUGUCCUUGGCUCAGAGUCUGAGAUGAUUGAAACUCCCUUGACUACAGAGAUCUGAGCAGUCCUAAGCCCCAGCUGUGCAGACCACCACUUCCUCUUCCUUCUCUCUGUGGUACACAAGAGAUUCCCGAGAGCAAACACUGCUCUGAGGGUUCUGAAGUCAGAUCAAGCUCACAGGGCAAACUAUUCCAUUAGUCCUCUAGCCCAGAGGUCUUGAGACCAGUGCGUCACUAAGUGUGGAGUUGUUGCCUAAGGCUGCAGACACACCCUCUCCCAUGGCUUGGGCACAUUUGUUACUUCUGUAUGCACAGAACUUCUCGUGAGUUCAGGUCGGGAUGCAUGGCUCUGCAGUGUGAGCUAGCCCACUCACUGCGGCAGCCAGGUCCUGAAGAUGGUGGGGGGUGGUGGGGGAGGGACAGUAGAAGGCCUGGGCUCAGUGAUGCCUGCAGGAGAAGGUACUGGCUGAAUGAGGCCAGAUUUCCCGAGCACAGCCUUUGUAAGCCUUUGAAGUAGGCUUGUCACUUUCAGACCAACCUCUUUGUAACCCAUUUUAACAUUCAAAGUGCCUUUGACUUCAACCUGUCCUCCCCACAUCUCUCAUUCCCUGACCAGUAAAGGAAAUUAUGUGGAGAAGUCAAAGCAAAUAAAGUGUCCUGCAUGCUGA